Callorhinchus milii (elephant shark) is the source of this 1002-nucleotide messenger RNA. RefSeq names its product glutamate receptor ionotropic, NMDA 2B-like. NCBI's taxonomy places the organism in Eukaryota, Metazoa, Chordata, Chondrichthyes, Chimaeriformes, Callorhinchidae. The record is from RefSeq and is a predicted model, not a curated record. The transcript is spliced from 2 exons. Bases 1 to 1002 code for a protein of 333 amino acids.
AUGAGGCGCGUGGCUGUGCAGCUGGUGAAUGUUCUCCUGGUGUUGGCGUCUCACGUGGAUUCCACGCUCGCCCUGUUCAGGAACCCCACCCUCAACAUCGCCGUCAUUUUCGGGGGCACCUCCUGCGAGAUGGACCUCAAGGAUGUGGUCAACAGGGAUGACUUCCGGCACCUCCCCAUCGACCCCAACGUGGUGCAGGUCACGGUCAAUGAGACGGACCCCAAGAGCAUCAUCACCCGCGUCUGCGACCUCAUGUCCGGGAUGAAGAUCCAUGGGGUGGUCUUUGGGGACGACGCAGACCACGAGGCAAUUGCCCAGAUCUUGGACUUCAUCUCAGCCCAGACCAUGAUCCCAAUCCUUGGUAUCCAUGGCGGCUCCUCCAUGAUCAUGGCUGAUAAGGACGACUCCUCGAUGUUCUUCCAGUUUGGGCCCAGCAUCGAGCAACAGGCUUCGGUCAUGUUGAACAUCAUGGAGGAGUACGAUUGGUACAUCUUCUCCAUCGUCACCAGCUAUUUCCCGGGAUACCAGGAGUUCAUCAAUAAGAUCCGCAGCACCAUAGACAAUAGCUUUGUGGGGUGGGAGAUGGAGGAGGUCAUGUCCUUGGACAUAUCCGUAGGCGAGGGCGACUCCAAGAUCCAGAACCAACUCAAACGGUUGCAGAGCCCUGUUAUUCUCCUGUACUGUUCCAAGGACGAGGCCAGCUAUAUAUUCGACGUGGCUGAGUCGGUGGGCCUCACCGGCUACGGUUACAUCUGGAUUGUGCCCAGCACCGUGACAGGCAACACCGAUAUUAUCCUGCCGGAGUUUCCCACCGGCCUCAUCUCCGUCUCCUACGACGAGUGGGACUAUGGGCUGUCCGCUCGCAUGCGGGACGGCAUCGCCAUCAUCACCACGGCCGCCUCCACCAUGUUGGCCGAACGCAGGGAGAUCCUGGAGCCACACAGUAGCUGCUUUAGCGUGCAGGAGAGAAGGUCGCAUCAGUCAAACACACUGCACAGGUAA